ACAGCAGGAGAAGUAAAUAGAAAUAAGUCUAUUUUUAUAAUACUUCUGUCUAAAGAUAAGAGUCUUCUAUUUAUUUACUCUAUUAUUCCAGUGCAAGAAGAAGAUAUAUUAAAAGUCUUUAUUAAGAUGAUUCAGUAUUUAGAGAAUUUUGAUAUUAUAUAUAGUAUAUCUAGUCUAGAGAAUAAACUUUGGCUAGAUUACUUACAGAUUACUAGAAUACUAAAUCUAAUAAGGAUAAUAUUACCUGAUAAGGAUAUUAACGUGUCUCUUUAA
Molecule: messenger RNA, 273 nt
Organism: Aspergillus sclerotioniger CBS 115572
Lineage: Eukaryota; Fungi; Ascomycota; Eurotiomycetes; Eurotiales; Aspergillaceae
Exons: 1
Source: RefSeq, a predicted model, not a curated record